Molecule: messenger RNA, 2245 nt
Organism: Coregonus clupeaformis (lake whitefish)
Lineage: Eukaryota; Metazoa; Chordata; Actinopteri; Salmoniformes; Salmonidae
Product: Na(+)/H(+) exchange regulatory cofactor NHE-RF3
Exons: 10
Coding region: 132-1853 (573 amino acids)
Biological process (GO): protein localization to plasma membrane
Cellular component (GO): apical plasma membrane
Molecular function (GO): protein-membrane adaptor activity; protein binding
Source: RefSeq, a predicted model, not a curated record
GAGAGAGCGAGAGAGCGAGGAGGUGAGAGGGAACAAGGGAAAGACGGGGAAGAAACAGAUAGAGAUACCAUCUGAACCCUACCUGAGCUCUUCCUCUGGACUGGGACUGGGACUAGAGACAGGAGCAGGACAUGGCUGGGUACAGGCCGAGGGUGAUAGUGCUGAGUAAGAAGCCAGGUCAAAGCUUUGGCUUCUUCUUGAGGGUGGAGCAUGGAGAGGAUGGUCACCUGAUCAGGAACCUGGAGAUGGGCGGGCCGGCCGAGCUGGUGGGUUUGAAGGACGGAGACCGCAUCCUCCGGGUCAACGGAACCUAUGUGGACAAAAUGGACCACUCACGGGUAGUGGACCUGGUGAAGGAGAGUGGUGCAUCUGUCACCUUCCACAUUCUGGAUGUGGAAUCCUACAAGCAGGCCAAAACUAAUGGGGUGGACCUGUCUGACCCUCACCCCAAACCCACCCAGCCCACCAUGAACAGGGUGGGAGGAGGGGCGCCCAAACCCAAACUCUGCUACCUGGCCAAGUCCAGCGGGGGCUACGGCUUCUCUUUGCGCUCUAUCAAAGAUGAGAGGGGUGAGGUGGGCAUGUUCAUGACAGAGGUGACCCCAGGGGGUGUGGCCGCGAGGGCAGGGGUCAAGGCCAACGACCGACUGAUAGAGGUCAACGGGGAGAACAUGGAGAAUGCCACUCAUGACCAGAUAGUUGAAAAGGUCAAGGCAUCAGGCUGCAGCAUUAUGUUCCUAUUGGUGGACAAGGACACAGACAUGUUCUACAAGAACAAACAUAUCAGGCUAGGGGUGGGGCUAGCCACAGUGAUGCUCCUUCCACUGAAGCCACGCACCGCAGACUUGGUAAAAGGAUCGGACGGCUAUGGAUACUUCCUAAGGACUGAGCCUAACAAGACAGGCCACUUCAUCAGGGACAUUGACAGGGGCAGCCCAGCAGAGAGGGCGGGAUUAAAGGAGAUGGACAGGCUGGUUGCCGUGGAGGGAGAGGAAGUGGAUGGAUGCAGCCAUGAGCAGGUGGUGGACAGGAUCAGGCAGUGUGGCAACAAGUGCUGCCUCCUGGUGGUCGAUGAAGACACUGACACGCUCUACAAGAUGGGAGGCGUGUCUCCUCUGUUCUACUUGGAAGAGAUGAUGGAAUCCCUCCUUCCAGCAACCCCUCCACCCAGCUACCCAGAGUCUCCAGCUCCAGCACCAGCCCCAGCUCCAGCCCCAGCCCCAGCUCCAGCCCCAGCCCCAGCCCCAGCCCCAGCCCCAGCUCCAGCCCCAGCCCCAGCCCCAGCCCCAGCCCCAGCUCCAGCCCCAGCUACCACAGACCUCCUCAAGCUGUGUAAGAUGGAGAAGACCUCCGCCGGGUACGGCUUCCACCUCAACGGUAUCCAGGGAGUCUGUGGCCAGUACAUCAAAGAGGUAGUGAAGGGUGGAGCCGCGGACAGGGCUGGUUUGGAGGACGAUGACAUGGUGGUGGAGGUGGACGGUGUGAACGUGGAGCAGAGCAGUCACGAGCAAGUGGUGGGGUUGAUCCGUAAGAGUGGCAGCUCGCUGGUGCUCCUAGUUGCAGGGAAGCAGGCCUCCGACCACUUCAAAGCCAAAGGGGUGGCAAUCACUCCUCAGCUCUUCGCCCCCUCGUCCCGAGCCAGGUCCCCAUCCCCAGCCCCGUCCCCGUCCCUAGCACGGAGCCACACACCAGCCCAGAUAGACACCCCAGCCACUCUGGAGGAGGUCGGGGAGGAGGAGGAGGAGGAGGAGGAGGCUGCUAAGCCAGACACCCCGCCGCCCCAGGCACGAGAGAGGACUCCAUCUGUGUCAUCAGCAGCAUCAUCUUGCCCGAGCGUUGAUGAGAGACUCUGAGAAGUCAGCAAUGAGAAACAACUUCCUGUUAUGACUUUUUCUGUCUCCCAUCAACCUUUGCAACAUGCUGGAUAAUGCAGGUAUCCCUGCUCAAGAACUCUGAUCAAACGUAAUACAUUCAGAUGACAGAGGCUGGUUUUAGGUAUCAAUGCAAAUCGGUUUGAAAUAGCAAUAAAUAGCCAUUAAUGUAUAACUACAUUGAUCAGUUAUUCUAAUCUUAUUACGAACACCUGCAAUGUAGACCGAGAACACUAGUAUUGCCAGUUCAAUGUGUUUAACUGUUACAGUAACCAUAGUGACAGAGGUCUACUACACCUGAAUAAUAAUGCUGUCUUUUACAUAUCAUUAAAACUAUUGUAAUUUAUGAAUUAAAUUAGAUUUGUUUUAGCAUA